Messenger RNA from Salarias fasciatus (jewelled blenny), 1846 nucleotides. It is a transcript of the gene saal1, whose product is annotated as serum amyloid A-like 1. Gene Ontology annotation, cellular component: nucleoplasm. Lineage: Eukaryota; Metazoa; Chordata; Actinopteri; Blenniiformes; Blenniidae. Gene Ontology annotation, biological process: positive regulation of synoviocyte proliferation. The coding region runs from base 122 to 1531 and encodes 469 amino acids. The transcript has 13 exons. The record is from RefSeq and is a predicted model, not a curated record.
GCGCAGCUGAGCAUCGAUGCCAAAUGGAGGCUUGGUUUGAAAUGUUGCUGUGAAGCUCUAGUCUAGAGUCAAAAACAUGCGCUGAUCUACCGUCUGAUCCCGACCGGAGAGUCUCUGCACCAUGGACAGCAGUGUUGAGGGGCCCGAGCAAGAGGGAAAAGAGAUCUCCUCAUCCCCAACUGGAUCAGAGUCGCCUGUAAUGGAUCGCAACCCGUCGCCGCCCCCGGACGCAUCCGGCGGAGUGGAGGAAGAAGACCUGGAUGCCAUCGGAGACACAGUUUACAGCAAACACUGGCUUUUCAGCACCCUUACUCGUCUUAUCCAUAUGGUCACAGAGCAGUCAGAAGAAAACCCUGAUGGACAGAUGGAGCUUUCUGAUGAUGAUGAGGGGGAUCUAUGUAAAGUCUGGGACAUGGCGAUGGAUAAGGAUGUGGCUGGUUUUCUGCAGGAGUUUAAAGCCACAGACAUUCUUCUUGGAGUGAUAGCCAAAUCUCGUUGCCCACGUCUCACAGAAAUCAGUGUAGGAAUCCUUGGGAACAUUGCAUGUUUUCCCGAAACUUGUGCAACUCUCAGUCAAAAUGAAGACUUGGGUUCUGUGCUGCUGCUGCUCCUUGGGGACACAGAUCCUCCCACAAUUCUGGAAACAAGCAGAUUGCUGCUGACCUGCGUUUCUCAGAAAGACGUCUGCUCGCUGUGGCUUCAGAGGAUACGGCAGCACACAUCUGUGCGCACCAACCUUUGCUUCAUCAUGUGCAGCUCUACCAACACUGACCUGCUUGAGAGGGUGGGAGAGCUGGUGGACAAACUGUUUGACUUGGAUGAAGAGCUGAUGAAGGCCUGGAUCACGGCUCAGCCGAGCGAGGAGAAGGAGGGCGAGAGCGAAAGCCAUCUGGACGUGACCUUGUGCCUUCUUGAAGCAGCCAAGCAGCUGAGAUCGGAGAAUCUGAACAGCGUAGAGGUUUAUCUUCACAUCCUCCAUCUCCUCACCACUAUAGACGAAGGCAUGCAAGUCUUUGCUUCCCCGAACGGACCGGCUAAGCUGGUGUGGGACUUCGUCAGUGGCGUUGUGUGCGAGGAGCUCUGUCAGCCAAGCGAUCCUCCGGUUGUUCUGCAUGAACAGAAGAGCAUUUUGCUUCAGUCAUUUGCGGUGCUGCAGGCUCUUUAUAAAUGUCAGGAUCAAAAAUGCAACGGGAGUAACAUGUUGCUGCCUCUUAUCGGGACCCUCCUACGUGUGUGCCAGUACCACACCGAGUGCAAAGAAAGCAACACGAACGAAGAGGAUGCAAACGACGAACAGCUUCAAACCCUUGCAGAGAUCACAGCUGAGUUUUUAGCUCACCUCUGCAGUAACAUUCCCAAGGACACAGUUGUAGAUUUGGUAAAGCAAGGUUACCUGACAGAGAAAACUUGUCUCACAGCUGCAGCAAGUUUACUUCCAGAGUUCAACACCUCACUUCAGCACCUGCAGGCCAUGUUGUCAGAGGCUGAUCCCCAGUUGGCAGAUGUGUUGAAGAGACAGUUUCCUGUCUGAGGCAUCCUCCAGAUCAGUGUUCAGCACUCAUUCAGACUCUCAAUUGUGCUUUUUAUAGCUGCCUGUAUUUCAUCUCCAGCGAUCCUGCCUCGGCUCAGACUAUUUGCAUUUCCACUGGAAAGACAGCUGAACAAAAGGCGUCACUCACUUCCAAACUGCUGCUCCUAACUGAAGUUCGUAAAAAUAAAGUUGUGUUUGUAUUUGUUUUCAAAGUACUAUUUUUGUAUUGAGUUACCAGCAGCCUUUCAUUAAAGAUAAUCUGUCCCAUUAAGUUCCGAUGGACCGUUAUUCUCAUGGGCGGAGGGAUCGAUUUCA